AUGGAGCCCCUCGACACUCUCCAGCUUAGCACCUUUUCGCCCUUUUCGCCCAUUGUCCUCCGGCCCCAUCCACAUGCCCUCCCCAGGCCGCUUCUGCAAUGGAUCAAGCAAGUCUGCGACUACGCCCGCUCCGGCCGCCUGCAAGCCGCCACUCUCCUCCUCUCGCUCUUGAUCCUGGCCCUUACCGUCAUACUUCGCCGCCAGCAACACCCCGUCACCUCAAAGAACCCGGCUUCCGCCAUCAAAUGGCCCUACGAGAUUGUUUCCCAGCUCUGCAGAGCUUCCGCCCUCGCCUUCCUGAUCCGCGCAUACGUCGACAACCCCCACCACCUGCCCAUUGCUACGCUCACCGCCUACGUCUUUGGCCUGGGCCUCAUCCGCCUCAGCUGCACUCUCCAAUGGCGUCGUCGCAUUCUAUACCAUGUCAACUUGGUUCUGCUGGCUACCCUCGCUCUUCUAGCCGUCUCCGAGUACUUGCCAUGCGCCCAGCUGCGCUACGACUGCUCCUCCGAUCAUGGCGUGCGCGGUGCCCUUGUCUCUCUUGUCGCCGCCGUCAUUGUUGCCGCCGCUACCCCGACCGAGUGGCUGCCACCCCAGCUUCCCUACAGCAUACCCGACUACGAUCCCAACAAGGAGCCCGCCCCCGAAGAGACCGUUAGCUGGUUCAACUACUUUUGCUCGUACGAAUGGCUGACCCCCAUCGUCUGGAAGGGGACUCGUGGUCGUCUCGACGCAUCCGCUGUUCCAAAAUUGGCCUGGUAUGACGAGCCUCUCUAUCUCUUACGCAAGAUCCAACAUGCCCGCUCCUUGAGCAAGUCCACUAUGUGGACGUCGCUCCGCUUUCAGCGCUCCGAGCUCGCCCUCAUGGCUUUCUGGGCAGGCUCCGCCUUUGCCGUUGAGAAUGUUGCCCCGUUUGGCAUGUUCAAGCUCCUCGAAUACCUAGAUGUCCCGACUAUUGCCACAUACCGCCCCUGGGUCUGGCUCACCAUGGUCUUUCUCGGCCCCCUCACGCGCUCUCUGCUCUUCCAGCAGUACGUCUUCACCUCGACCCGCCUUAUUGUGCGCAUCAAGUCGGCCAUGACCCAAGAACUCUAUCACAAGGCCCUGGAAUCCAUGGAACUAGAAGAUGACCCUUUUCAGAGCGCAAAGCGCAGCGGCGAUGCCAAGAAGGAAUCCUCUGCCAAAACUCAAAAGAGUACUUCCGCUGGACGACUCGCCAAUCUCAUGGCUGCCGAUGUCGACGCCGUUUUCCGUGCCAGAGACGUCAUGAUGGUUUUUGUUGGCGUCCCUGCUGGAACAAUCAUCUCUCUUGUCGGUCUCUACCAGAUGCUCGGAUGGGUCUCCCUCGUCGGUACCGCAGUCCUUAUUCUAGCCACCCCCAUCUCUUUUUGGCUCUCAAGAAUCAUGUACAAGACGCAAAUUGUUGUGCGUAAAACUCAAGACGCCCGAAUCUCCCUCGUCACCGAGUAUCUCGCUUCCAUUCGUGCCAUCAAGUUCUUUGCCUGGGAAGACGCUAUUACUAACAAAAUCGUUGCCGCUAGAGCUAGGGAGCAAAAGGGACUCUGGAACAUUGCUGUCCUGCAGACUGUCAUCAACCAAGUGACCCAGGCCUUUCCCUUUCUUUCUCUUCUAGUCAUGUUUGGUCUCUACGUUGGUGUGGGUGAUCGUCGCCUUGACGCUUCCACUGCAUUCACUACCGUCUUUCUCGUCAAGAAUAUUCGCCGAAACAUCAUGAUGGCUAGUGCACUCAGUCGCUCGUUUGCCGGUGCCAUUGUUGCCUUUGGCCGUCUCGACAGAUUCUUUGCUACCGCCGUACCUCUAGUCGAGUACCCCGUCGGGCCUCUUCGCAUCAUCAACGCUUCGUUUCGCCGUAACAAAAAGGCCGUCUUUAGUCUCGAGAAUAUCUCUCUCAACUUUGUCGAGGGUGGCUUGAAUGUGGUCACUGGCCAAAGCGGCAGCGGAAAGUCGACUCUACUCAUGGCUAUCCUGGGUGAGACGUACCUGGAAGCUGGUGCUGUCACAGCACCUUCUGAUAUUGCCUAUGCUUCUCAGACAGCAUGGCUCCAGAAUGACACUAUUCAAAAUAACGUCUUAUUUGGCAGCCCCAUGGAUCGCAUUAGAUAUAACCGCGUCCUUGAGGCUUGCUGUCUGCUCACCGACCUUCAUGAACUCCCACUCAAGGACCAAACUAUUGUUGGCGAAAACGGCACCUCCCUGUCCGGUGGCCAAAAGGCUCGCGUGGCAUUAGCACGAGCUCUGUACUCUGGUGCCUCUCUCAUCCUCCUGGAUGACAUCUUCUCCGCUCUCGAUGCCAAGACCUCAGCCGGCGUCUGGAAGCGCGCCUUUUGCUCCAACUUGCUCAAAGGCAGAACUACCGUCCUGGUGACCCAGAUUCCGUGGAUCUCGUCUCAGGCCGAUUAUGCCAUCUCUCUGGACAAGGGUCGCGUCGUCAAUGCUGAAGCCAAUAUCGGUGCCGUUAGGCGUCCUAUCACCAUUGCCGAAGUUCUCGGCGGCGAUGGCGAUGAAGAUGGCGACACAGAAACUCCUAUGGAAGCCGACCUCAUCGCAGACGGAGAUGCCGAGAUUGCCGGUCGCAAACCUGCUAAUGGCGCUGCCACUAAAGACCUCGUCAAUCAGGAGAUGAGGGCCUCUGGCAAGGUCGGCAGACUGACCUUCGUGGAAUAUAUGGGCUACUUUGGCAGUCCCAUAUUCGGCAUCUCUUGCAUUGUCGGUCUUUUCCUGAGCAACAUAUUCUUCUUCGGAGGCACCUUUUGGCUAUCUGUCUGGGUUGAGGCUUAUAACAAGAAGGGUUAUGUGGAUAUUGCCUACUACAUGGGCAUCUUUGCUGCCUUUACUUUUCUGGAACUUCUCAGCUUUGGCUUCAUCAUUGUCAUGUUUGAGUGGGGUGCAUGGCGCGCCGCUCGCAAGCUGCACAAUGACUUUAUUCGCGCCAUCAUGAGCGUUCCUCUUUCCUGGUUCAACACUAUUCCCGUCGGUCGCAUCACGAACCGCUUCUCUGGCGAUAUGGCCUCCAUUGAUGGCAUGCUUAGCCAACUUCUGAGAUCGGCACUUGAUGCCAUCAUGAUGCUCUUCUUCCGCAUUGCCGCCAUUAGCUCCAUUAUGCCCAUCUUCAUGAUUCCAGCCUUCUUUACCUGCCUCUUUGGCGUCGUCAUUGGUGAAAUGUACACGCGAACUGCUGUCGUGCUGAAGCGACUUACAUCCUCCUCACAGUCGCCUGUCUUUUCCCAAUUUGCGGAUACUCUUGCGGGGUUGGCUGUCAUUCGUGCCCGAGAGGGCAAGGGCGAGGAAUUUGGCAAGGAGUUGGCCGCUAAGCUGCGAGUAUGGUCGGCGGCAUCGGAAACUAACUACAAUUGCAACCGUUGGGUGGCUGUCCGUGUUGAUUUCGUGACGUCGUUGGUCGCUUUGGCCGCUGGUGUCAUUGCUAUUAGUCAGGCUGGACUGGUUGGCGCUGGCUUGGUAGGCUUCUCGCUCACCAAUGCCAAUGGUCUGAACCAAACGAUCCUGAUGCUGGUUCGCGCCAUGAACGAUCUCGAGGUUGAGAUUCAGAGCUUCCACCGUGUCAAGGAAUACGUCAAGCUGGAGCCCGAAAAUGCUCACGAUACGUCGUAUCCUGACGAGGACGACUACGCGGAUGACGAGACAAAGGUUAUCCCGAAAAACUGGCCUCGCGGAGGCGACAUUGAGUUUCGCAAUGUGACAAUUCGAUACGACCCUGAUGGUCCCAACAUUCUUACCGACGUCAACCUCAAAUUUAAAGCAGGCGAGCGGGUAGCCGUGGUCGGCCGCACCGGCUCUGGCAAGAGUACUCUUGUGCUCUCGCUGCUUCGCUUUACACAUAUUGUCUCUGGACAGAUCUUCUACGACGGCGUGGACAUUACGCACGUAUCCCGCGACCGUUUACGCAAAGGUCUUACCAUUAUCCCGCAAGAGGCUGUGCUGUUCAACGGCACCGUGGCCUCCAACCUCGACCCCACGGGACUCCUCCCCUACGAGCGCCUGGAAAAGGCGCUAGAAAAAUGCCGUGGCAUCGCUUCCUUCUCCGGCAGCGACUACUCGUCCGACACGGACGCCGACCACAACGGCAGCCCCAGUCAGGGCAUCUCGCUCGACACGGACGUGGACGCGCAGGGCGAAAACUUUUCCCACGGCCAGCGCCAAGUGCUGUCGCUGUGCCGUGCGCUCAUCCGCGAGAGCAAGCUGAUGCUACUCGACGAGGCCACGGCGAGCAUGGACUACGAGACGGACCGCGGCAUCCAGCAGGUGCUGCGCGACGAGAUGGAGCGCGCCAACGGCGGCGGCGCACGCACGCUCGUCACCAUUGCGCACCGUCUGCGGACCAUAAUCGACUAUGAUAGCGUGGUGGUUAUGAGUGCGGGGAGAGUCGUCGAGAAUGGCUCGCCGAGGGACUUGUUUGAGUCAAAAGGUCUGUUUUACGACAUGAUUUACCACAGCGGCGAGAUGGAUGAACUCCAGACGAUUCUCAACGUGCAAGACAAGAUUGCCGUGUCGACGCCGUCUUCGACAACAGAGGUUGAGUCAGCAGAGUAG
Molecule: messenger RNA, 4569 nt
Organism: Beauveria bassiana ARSEF 2860
Lineage: Eukaryota; Fungi; Ascomycota; Sordariomycetes; Hypocreales; Cordycipitaceae
Product: ABC transporter
Exons: 2
Coding region: 1-4569 (1522 amino acids)
Biological process (GO): transmembrane transport
Cellular component (GO): fungal-type vacuole; membrane
Molecular function (GO): ATP hydrolysis activity; ATP binding; ABC-type peptide transporter activity
Source: RefSeq, a predicted model, not a curated record